GCCUUCUUCAAAGGAGCCGAGUGUGACAACAAAAGCAGAAGUAAGCCAGCAGAAGAAAACCGCAGAAAAGGAUGGAUGUUCGGAGUUUAGUGAAAAUGAGGAGAUAACACUCAUGUUUCUUUGUUUUAUUAAAUGUGUCCGUUCUGUCACUGCAUGCUUUAUUAUUGAACGCCGCUCACAAACUGUUUUUAUGUCAGGCCUGAUCUAUUUAGUAGGUUAGGAUAUGUCACGUCAAAUGUCAAGCAUUUAGAAGAAACUUCGAACUUCUUUCUGUUGGACGCAGUUCACUCCAUUUCUAUUUCAGUGCAGGAUAAACAUUCUAUCAAGCUAUGGCUAUCUUUGGAGACGCUCUGGAAGAAGUUAAUCGUGUUGGUGUGUCUUGCAUCAUCACUCUUCAAAACCUAUUUCCCGGCUGCGAUGAAUUGUUCCAUGCGAUAACAGAGCUCGGCAAUUCAGCUCAUUCAUUCAGCCUCCUUGUCCCACUUGCUGCAGCUCUUGACUUACAACUUUCUUGUGAUCUUCUGGUUGUUUGUCUUGUUGGCGAAUGGCUCAACAUCUUGAUGAAAUGGACUUUUAUGGAAGGUCGACCCUAUUGGUGGGUCAAAGAAACAGAUAUAUAUGAAACAUAUGGAAUAACUGCACCAGUCAUACAACAGACAUCUCACACAUGUGAGACAGGAGCUGGCUCACCAUCAGGUCACUGUAUGCAUGCAGCUGUUGUUGGUUUUGUCCUGGCCAAGUGGAUUAUUGCCAAAUUUCCAAGACCCAAUGCACCAUAUUAUCGUAGAUUCAUUUGGAGUGUGUAUGCAGUUAUUCUGUUGCUCAUUGGUUUGUCAAGAAUGUACAUUGCGGCCCAUUUUCCACAUCAGUGUGUGCUGGGAGCUGCUAUUGGCAUUCCAUUGGCUUGGGCCUUGACCUCUGAAAAUAGCUCCUUAUGCCGCUGGUGGAAAAAUUCAGGCAGAGCACAUUUGAUGUUUGCCGCAUCAGCGAUUGCAACCUUAUCCUGUGCUGCCUACUGGCUCCAAAGAGCACUUGGUGUAGAUCCUCAAUGGUCUGUGAAGCUUGCUUUCAAGUGGUGCCAAUCUCACCGUAAUCUACAUGUUUCCACCACAAACGUGUUUGCACUGGUCCGUGUUUGCGGGUCAGCCUUUGGCUUUGCAAUUGCCUGUCCGUACUCCAAGAGGCUUGUAAAUAAACGUCUGAGUAUUCCUUUUGGUAUGCUGCUGGCACUUCUUCUAAAUGUAGCAGUGCGCAGUGUGCAGAAGUCUAUUCCAACAGCAAAUGUUUACACAUUUUACUCUGCUCACUUUUUCCUGCAUGCUGGCUUGCCACUUCUUGUCCUUCUUUACUUUCCUAAACCAAACACUAAUAAUCCUGAAAGAAGCGCUUCCUCGUUGUCUUCUUCUUCUGACGCAAACAGGCGAGCGUCACCACGGGAAACAAGAGCCAAGUAUGACUAGUCUGUUUCCAAGUUACAACUGUAGUCUGUGGAGGUUUAGAAACAUUUCAAUCUGGUGGUAAUUUUAAAGCCUGGAAGUGUUUCAUAACUUUAGUGUGAUAUUUGGAAAGAAGCACAAAAAUAAGGUAGUAGCAAGUCUCUUUACUGAAUAGUCUUGGAAAAUGUUAAAAUGAUUGUGUUAUAAUUUAUGUGUUUCCAAUGGACUAGGAGAGUAAAUUUUGAGCAUUACAUUGUAAACUGUAACAGUCUCCACUCUUGGAUGUGAGUAGACACAAUAAUUGAGUUCAAAAAAAAUAAAAUUGCCUGCUGUGUUGCUUUUACUAAAGUACAAAGCCUGCCAAGGAUGCAGGAACUAGUCAUGUAAAUAAUCCUUACAUUCCAUUUUCGAUGUUCCUUAUGUAAAAUUUGUGCUUUAUUUUGACUCUGCUCCCAAUCAGGUGGUUAAUUUGAUUGGGCCUCUCAGAGUUGUGACUUUUGCUACUGUGAUUAAGUUUAAAUUUAAAAGAUAAAAUAAAUGUGAGUAAAUGCAUUAUCUGAUA
Messenger RNA from Thrips palmi, 1998 nucleotides. RefSeq names its product glucose-6-phosphatase 2 (gene G6P). Bases 330 to 1460 code for a protein of 376 amino acids. The transcript is spliced from 7 exons. Gene Ontology annotation, molecular function: glucose-6-phosphatase activity. Gene Ontology annotation, cellular component: membrane. Lineage: Eukaryota; Metazoa; Arthropoda; Insecta; Thysanoptera; Thripidae. The record is from RefSeq and is a predicted model, not a curated record. Gene Ontology annotation, biological process: glucose 6-phosphate metabolic process; gluconeogenesis.